AUGUCCCUGUGCUGCACGCAAGGCCAAUGGCCGAAAGAGCAGCAGCAGCGGCAGCAGCAGCAAGGUCAGCAUCUGCAGCACUGUCGGCAGUUGAUCCAUGGCUUGGCCCCCACAACAGGCCGCCUUGGCCACUGCUGCUGCUGCACGCAGCAAGCAGAAAGCUCGUGCUUGCUUAAGACUGGUGCCUUUCAAAGCCUGCAGCAGCAGCAGCAGCAGCAGCAGCAGCAGCAGCAGCAACAGCAACAGCAGCAGCGGCAGCUCUUGCGAGCUUCUGCGGCUUCGCUGAGUGCAGAUGCCUCCCUGCUUAUGUCAUCUCCCGCUGCCAGCGAUGACUCUAAGCUGAGAGAGUUGUCUGGGACCCGGGAAUUGCGAAAGUCAGCAGCAGCAGCAGCAGCAGCAGCAGCAGCAACAGCUGCAGCUGAGGCAACAACAGCUGGCACUGUCGAAGUAGCGGCAGACGCCUGCAGAGCGUCUCGCUGCUGUGGUCGCAGCAGCAGCAGCAGCAGGGGCUAUCUGAGGCAGCAAACAGCUGCAAACAGCCACACGGGCAGCAAGCAGCAGCCGCUGCCAUCAUUGCAGCACUUCCCUUCGAGCCCCAUUCUUACCCAAGGCCGCAGCAACAGCAGCAACGACAACAACCACAGCAGCAAAAGUAGCAGCAGGAAGUGCAGCAAUGGCAGCAAUAGCAGCAGCAAACGCUUCAGCAGGAGCCACAGCAGCAGCAGCAGCCGCAGCAACAGCAAGAGCAACAAGGAAAUGAAAACUCCUGUUUCUCCUAGCUCCUCAGCUGUGUGCGAUGCCGGAAGAGCAGCUGCAGCAGCAGCAGAGGCUGUUGCCGCUGCUGCCUUCAACAUUUCCCUCCGCCACCAGCAAAACAGCAAAAAUGCUGCUGCUGCCGCUGCUGCUGCAUCCGCUGCUGCGCACUCAAUUGUAGAAGAAGAAAGCCUCUUUCGGCCCCCAUUGCCUGAAGAUCUUUUGUCUGCAAGAGUUCGGGCCAUCUUGUCAACAGCAUUUAAAUCUAGCAGCCCGCGAGCACAGCAGCAGCAGCAGCAGCAGCAGCAGCAGCAGCAGCAGCAAUGGGCAGUUGCUGCAUCAUUAGCAGCAGGGAAAAGAACAAAGAGUCGGCGGCAAAUUUUUGAAAGAUACGCAAAGCUUACAGCACCCCGAGCAGGUCUUGCUGCGGAGAGUCCAUGGAAGCUUCUGCUGCAGCAAGUGCAACAGCAGCAGCAGCAGCCACAGCAACAGCAGCAGCAGGCUGAAGGGGAGCUGCUGCGGACCCAUACGGUUUCUGAACGGAGAGGCCGCAAUCACAGCCUUCCACCUUUCCCCUCAACACGGCGGGCAGCAGCCUCAGCGGCAACUUCUCCAGAACCGGAGCAGCAACAGCAGCAGCAGCAGCAGCAGCAGCAGCAGCAGCAGCAGCAGCAGCAGCAGCAGCAGCAGGCUCAGAGGAAGGAUCGGAGGCGGCUCCCUGUUCGGGAACAGGCCAAAGGAAAUGCCUUAGGCAAGGCCGAUGGCCUGACUGGCCCUUUUGCAAAUCAGCAGCUGCUUAGAAGAUGCAGCAAUCUCAGCAGGCAUCAUGAGCUCAAUGCCUCUGCUGCUGCUGCUGCUGCUGCUGCUGCUGCUGCUGCUGCUGGAUGCGACUCUUCGGGCGCCGCUGCAUGCAGCAGGGAUUCGACUGCUUCUACCGCUGCUGCUGACGACGAGCAGCAAAACUCAGCCCCAUCUCUCUUCUCCAGGGAUACACUCUGUGGCAUUGCUUUUAGGCAUUUUCCCAUGUGGGAAGGGGACGGCGGGAGGGCAGCAGCAGCAACAGCAGCAGCAGCAGCGAGGCCCAGCAUCUUUGAGUUUAGUGGCAGCGCAACGGCGCCUCUGCGUAAAUACUUCAGCAACAACAACUACAGCCAGAAAGGCCACUUGUGUUUUUGCGGGUGCGAGAGGCCGCAGGUUGCGCAGGGAACUAUAUGGUCUGUUGCAGGGCAGCAGCAGCAGCAACAGCAGCAGCAGCCGCAGCUGCAGCAGCAGCGCAGGUCAGCCACUGCGGACUGGGUUAGCUACGGAAGGUCCACUGAGGCACAGCAGCAGCGCCGGAAGCAGCAAAGGCAACAUCGGCACCAGCAGCGCGAGACAAGAAGGGAAGCAGCAGCAGCAGUAGCAGCAGCAGCAGCAGCUCGGCGACUGCCCCGAAGUCCGCUAACCCUAGGCAGGGAGCCACACAGGCACAGCGCGGGACAUUGGAGUUCCUGGGAUGCAGACGCAGCAGCAGCAGCAGCAGCAGCAGCAGCAGCAACAGCGGCAGCUUCAGAAAGAGAAACGGCCUCCUGCGUGGACAGCGUGCGCAGCUACGGGUUUUCUGAGAGGAGUUCAGGAUCCUUUUCUCUGGACCAAGACAGAAGCAGCUGCAGAAGCAGAGAAAGAAAAGAAGAAAUUUCGAAAAGUUUCGACAAAAGAGAAAACUGCUGCAGCAGCAGAAAAGGCCAAGACAGCUGCUGCAUCUCCAGGCUCUCCUGCGCUGACCCCGGCCGCCACAGGCGCAGCAGCAGCCCCCUGCGGCUGCUGUUCAAAACGGAAGCAGCGCAGCGCAGCAGAAGGAAGUUUAGAGAAAAGAAAAGAGAUUGGGGGCCAGAAGAAGAAGCUUCAGCAGCAGCUGAGCCCCUUGAUGCUGCAGCAGAAGCAGCGCCUGCAUGCGACUCGCAGCAGUGCUGCUCAGAGCUCACCAGCAACUCCGCAGCGCCGCCUGCAGCAGACGAAGCACAGCCUCAAGCACCUGCUGCUGCUGCUGCUGCUGCUGCGGAGGCUGCUGAAGAGCGCUCAAGAGUAACAGACACAGAAGAGGAGGCCUCAGCAGCAAUAUCGGAGCAGCCGCCACUUCGGUACACCCACCAAGGGCGGGAACGCCGCGAGCACGAGGAAGAGGUUGCUGCUGCUGCUGCUGCUGCUGCUGCUGCACAUAUGUAUCCGUUGGAGCAUGCGGCAGAAAGGACUGAGCGGCAAGAAUUUUACUUCAGGAGUAACAGUCGCGGCAGCAGCAACAGCUGCUGCAGCAGUUGCUGCAGCAGCUGCAGCAGGAGCAGGCUUCCUCCCUCGCCGGACCAGUACGAAGCUUCGGAGCAGCAGGAACAUCCGCAGCUGACAGAUGUGUCUGUUGCAGCGACAGCCUCCGUUUGGGAAGAUAGCCCAUGCAGUCGAGUGCAGCAGCAGCAGCAGCAGCAGCAGCAGCAGCAGCACCGACGACAAAAGACUCAGCGGCAGCACCGAGAGUGGGUGCUGGAGCAUCGGUGGCGGGACCAGCAGCAGUGGCUGCAGCAGCAUGAGCAGCAGCAGCACCAGCAGCAGGAGCAGCUUCAGUGCGCCUCUUCGUAUGUUUCCUCCCAGCGCACAGCCACCUCUGUGUCUGACGCUUCUGCUGCUCCCCCAGCUCAGCAGCAGCAGCAACAGCAGCUGCUGCUUCCGCGGGCCAGGCGGGGGCACAGCAGCGGCCGGCAGGGGAGUGGCCGUGCUGCUGCUCUGCAGCAGCAAGAAACAUUUGUACACAUAGAAGACCAGUGGCUUCCAGGGCCUGCUGCUGCUGCUUUUUUCGGGAGUUGUUCUGAAGCUGCGCUGUCGCCCAGCAGCUGCGGGCCCCGCAGCCCUCAAGAAGCUGCUGCAGGCUGGGAAGCUCGCAGCAACUCUGCUGCAACAGAAACCAUUGCUGCAGCACAGGAAGCAGCGGAAGGCAGUUCUUGCUCUGAAGCUGCUUCAUUUCUUCCGGAGCCUUUGCCCGAAGCUGCCUGGGAAAAGCGGGAGAAGAAGCGCAGUUCACGUAGGCGGGCAGCUGCUGCUGCUGCUGCUGAGCCCCCAGAAGCAGCAGCAGCGGCCACAGCAGCAGCAGCAGCAGCACAGCUUUCCACUCUCGUGAGAGAGAUCCUCCGCAUGCGCCAGAUUCAAGUCUCAAGGCACACUGGUGACGCGUGGCAGCAGAUGCAGCAGCAGCAGCAGCAGCAGAGGCAGCAGCAUGUCCGCCACAAGGCGCACCUGCCUCUGUGGCAUUCGCAUCAGCGCAUCUCGCGCGUGCGGCCUUCAGCUCUGAGGCAGCAGCUGCAGCACUUGCUGCAGCGAAAGCAGCAGCUCUUGCUGCAGCAAAAGCUGCAAUGCGAGAUACCAGUGGACACCCAAAGUGCUGCUCCUGCUUCGACAGCUCAGCAGCAGCCUGAAGAGCCCUAUGAGCAUCAGUCAGAGCUAUUCACCGAUGUAACACCAGCAGCAAGAGCAGCAGCAGAAGCAGCCGCAGCAGCGGUAGUUGCUGCUGCUGCUGCACAAACUGUUGCUGCAUCAGAGCCAGCAGCAGAAGCUCCAGCUGCUCCGCGUGCUGCAUCUUGUAACUCCGCUGGAGCCACAGCAGCCUCAGUAGCUGCAGCAGCGCAACAAGAAGCAGCAACUGCCUCCUCUUUGGUAGUGCCUUCCAUUCCAGCAGAGCUUCCUGCUGAGUCUUCCCAGCAGCAGCAAUUGCUCGCUGCUGCAACAGCCGAUGCUGCUGCAGCCAAUGCUGCUGCAGCAGCUGCUGCUGCGACUGAUCCAGGUAAAGCAACAGAAACGGAAAUUCGCAGUGAAGCAGCAGCACAAGACCAACAGAACACAGAAGUUCAAACAAUGCAGGUGUCUGCUGCGUCGGAGGUUGCUGCUGCUGCUGUUGAGACGGCAGGAGAGCGCUGGAAAACGCCCAUAGCAGCAAAUGCAGCAGCAAAGCUGCCACACCGUGUAGUCCAUUGGGAAGAGAUAGUCUGCAGCGAUUCGCAGCAGCAGCAGCAGCAGCAGCAGCCGACUAACUGUAGGGCAGCCGCAGAAAGAGCCCGCCAGGCUGCGAGGCUUGCUGUAGCAGCAAGCAGAAAGGCUAUUGCAACCGCUUCAGCAGCAGCGAGAGCAGCAGCAGCCCCACCGUUACGCAGCAGCAGCAGCUGCAGCACCAGUGGUCCUGUGAGUCGCCCUCAACCCCUCUUGCCGAGGCGCGGCAGCGCUAAGCUGCCCCGUGUUGCUGCAGCAGCAGGUCUUGAAAAGCCAAGCAGCAGCUCUGGUGUAAGCAGCAGCACCAGCUGCAGCCACAGCCUGAGAGCCCAAAACACAGCAGCGCCACCUGCUUCGAAUUCUGCCUCUGCUACAGAGAAGGGCAUAGCUUCCGCCACUGCUGCAGCUGGUGCUGCUGCAGCUGCUGCAGCUGCUGCAGCUGCUGCAGCUGCUGCAGCAGCACCAGAGCAGGGUUUGGCUUGUGACCCAAAUGGACAGGCCGGGAGGGAGGGGCCCUUACAUUCUACAGUGCGCAGCAGCCCAUUGCAAGAUAGCCAGGGAACGGCCCUGCCUUCUCGAGGCAGCAGCAACAGCAGCAGCAAAGUCAGCAGCAGCAGCAAGCAGAGCCGCCGCCAACUGUCACAGACAGAGCUUGAGACAGAGAGCCUGGAUGGGUGUUCGAACGCCUCGUUGCUGCUGCGCAGCAGCAACAGCAGCAACAGCAGCAACCAAGACUGGCCGCAUGCAUCUGCUGAGAGCCACUCCCGCCCUCGGCUGCUGCUGAUGCAGCUGCGCCUGCUGCAGCAAGAAGAACAGAAGCGCGCAGCGGGACUGAACUACCUGCAGCAGAAGCAGCAGCAGCUGCAGCGGCUGGCACGCAUUGAAACAACGAGGAAGGCCAAGGCAGAGGCUGUUGCUGCAGAAAAAAUUCAAAGGCGCCUCGCCACUCUCGACGCAAUACAGCAGCAGCUGCUGCAGGGAGCCACACGAAGGUGCAACAGCACGUUGCUGCAGCAGCAAGUGCAACAACUGCAGCAGCAGAACAGGCAAAAUCGGUUUAUGCGCAGCCGAAGCAGCAACCAGCAGCAGCAGCAGCGCGAGGACGGCGGCAUAAUUCUACUGGAGUUCCACCCUGCCCACAACUCCGCAUCAUGGGCUGUUCAACAGGACAAAAAGCGAGCAGCAGACGAGCAGCGGCAUGCAAAGGCAGCAGCAUACGGCCGGCUGCUGCAGCAGCAGCAAGCGGCUCUAGGCCGGCUGGAGCGUCUGCAGCAAGAAGCAGCAGAGCAGGCAUGUGCCCCGGCAGCUGCAGCAAAAGCAGCAGCAGCAAAGGCUGCAGCUGCACGGGCAGCAGCAGCAGCAGCGGCUGCAGCUGCAAAGGCGCAGCAGAUGCACCACAGAGAGCUGCUGCAGACGCACGAGCCGCUGCUGCUGGCGACUGUGCAUCAGAAGCUGCUGCUGCAGUAG
Molecule: messenger RNA, 6228 nt
Organism: Eimeria necatrix
Lineage: Eukaryota; Apicomplexa; Conoidasida; Eucoccidiorida; Eimeriidae
Exons: 5
Coding region: 1-6228 (2075 amino acids)
Source: RefSeq, a predicted model, not a curated record